Molecule: messenger RNA, 2727 nt
Organism: Neoarthrinium moseri
Lineage: Eukaryota; Fungi; Ascomycota; Sordariomycetes; Amphisphaeriales; Apiosporaceae
Exons: 2
Coding region: 1-2727 (908 amino acids)
Biological process (GO): maturation of SSU-rRNA from tricistronic rRNA transcript (SSU-rRNA, 5.8S rRNA, LSU-rRNA)
Cellular component (GO): t-UTP complex; small-subunit processome; 90S preribosome
Molecular function (GO): RNA binding; protein binding
Source: RefSeq, a predicted model, not a curated record
AUGGACAUUCACCGUUGUCGCUUUGUGCCAUACCCCCCUUCUGCCAUCAAUGCUGUCGCCUUUUCCUACGCCCAUGUCACCAGCAAGAAGAAGGCCGGCCUGGCACGCCUGGCCAUCGGCCGCUCCAAUGGCGACAUCGAGAUCUGGAACCCUCUGAACGGCCAAUGGCACCAGGAGACCAUCCUCCACGGCGGCAAGGACAGGAGCAUCGACGGCCUGGUCUGGGUCAACGAGCCCGACCAGGUCCUGCACGACGGCAACGUGCUCGUCGGCAAGUCCAGGCUGUUCAGCAUCGGCUACACCAGCACCGUCACCGAGUGGGAUCUCGAGAAGCGACGCCCCAAGAAGCAGGCGAGCGGCAUGCAUGGCGACAUAUGGUGUCUCGCCGUCCAGCCCUUUGAGAUCCCCGGCAAGAAGGGCCAGCCGCCCAAGAUGGCCGAGUCCGGCCGCCGACUGGUCGCCGGCACCAUCGACGGCAGUCUCGCCCUCUACUCGAUCGACGACGGCGACCUACGAUUCGACCGCGUGCUCGUCAAGUCCACCAGCAAGAAGACCAAGAUGGUCAGCAUCGCCUUCCAGAACCGACACAUCGCCGUCGUUGGCUGCUCCGACAGCGCCAUCCGCGUCUACGACAUGCGCAACGGCAAUCUGCUGCGCAAGAUGACGCUCGGCUCCGACCUGGCCGGCGGCACCAAGGAAAUCAUUGUCUGGUCCGUCAAGUGCAUGAACGAUGGCGACAUCGUCUCGGGCGACUCCACGGGCCAGGUUUGCAUCUGGGAUGGCAAGACCUACUCCCAGGCCCAACGGCUACAGAGCCAUAAGCAGGAUGUCCUGUCGUUGGCUGUUAGCGCCGACGGGUCGACCAUUGUUAGUGGAGGUAUGGACAAGAGGAGUAUCCUGUACAGGAAGACGUCUGGCUCCGGCUCCCGAUGGGGCAAGGUCUGGCACAGGCGGUAUCACAGCCACGACGUCAAAACCAUGUCCUCCUUCGAGGGCGCUGGCAUGAGUGUGGUAGUCUCAGGAGGACCCGAUGCGCAGCCGAUUGUGUUGCCAUUGCGGGAGGCCGGCUUGGAGAACCACCGAUCGCUGUCGAACCUGCCACAGAGCGUUCCCCUCCAGAGCGCCUCCCGCGCAAGACUGAUCGUGAGCUGGUGGGAUCGCGAAGUCCACAUCUGGCGCCUUCAGAAGCCUCUCAAUGAGAUUGUCAACGGCGCCAGUGUCGACUCAGAGACCAGCAAGAACCGCAAGCUCCUGGCAAGAAUUCUUAUAAAGGGCGAGGCCAACAUCACCUCGGCCUCGGUCAGCAACGAUGGCUCAUUGCUGCUGGUCUCCACAACGUCAGACGUCAAGGCCUUUUUCCUGAAAUCGCGAGGCGAUGGUUGGAAGGACGAGCUCAAGGUUUCCAAGGUGGAUGUCCCUGCUGCCACUGCCGCCCUGGGAGCCACGCACCUGAAAAUCUCUCCCGAUGGCAGAUGGGUUUGUUUGGCUCAAGAUGGAAGUAGAGCAUCCCUCUUGGAGGUGUCACAAGAUCCAGAGGACGGCAAUCGACCUGUUCUUCAUUCCAGAGCGGUCAAGUUGAAUCGAUUACGGCGGAACAUACCCAAGCAUAUUACCUUUGGAGGGCUUGGGCAAUAUGACAGAAGCAUUACCCAGAUCGCCUUUUCUCCAGACACCAGAAUGCUUGCUGUGGCAGAUAUGGCUGGAUACAUCGACACCUGGAUUUACCAGGAUUCCAAUCUAGUUCAGAAUGGAGCCAACAGCCACGACGGCGCCGAGUCUUCGGCCAGCGACACUUCUGACAGUGAAAACGAGGACGAAGACCCCACUGCUGCUCGCUGGCUCCGUAAUCCCAACGGCUCACUAUUGCCCAAACUGAACUACGCACCCACCAUCCUCUCCUUCUCGGACCACAUUCCGUCAUCCAAGUCCCGUGCCGCCCCUGCUGACGAUGAUGCGGACAUGGAUGACUACGUCCUCCUCGCCAUCACUGCAAGGCCACAGAUCCUGACCCUUCACCCGACUAUUGGCUCUAUAACUCCAUGGUCAAGGCGCAAUCCAGUGCAGCGAUUCCCCGUCGAAUUCCGCAACAUUCGUGAUCUUGUCAAGGGCGCAUUGUGGGCGGGUGACCGUCUGUGGAUGUACGGCAAUACUUUCCUAGCCAUGCUUGACAUGUCCAAGGACAUUGCCGAGGACCUGGCGAACCCCUCGUCCUCCCUAGUACCUCUUGACGGCCAGCCAGCCAAACCGAAGAAAAGAAAGAGAGGAGGCGAUACUGGCGCUGGAAACAAGAUGCAGAUCGGCGCUACCGGACCUACCAAGGUCGAGCGCUACGUGGAAGGCGAGCCUGUCGAGGAGCUCAAUAUGGAUGGCCCUGAUCCCAUGGACACGGACGGAACUAGUGCACCCGAGGAUGACAGUGAGAGCGAGGACUCUGACGAAGAGCUACAAGGUGAACUUGCAUCUCGCCGGAGAGCCGAAGGCAAGAAAGGUCCGGAUGCCCAACCAAACCAAGGCACUGGCUUCUGGCACACGCUGAAGUACCGGCCGAUUCUCGGGAUCGUUUCUCUGGAGCAUCUCGAAGAGUCGGAAAUAGCCGAUGAUGAUGUUGUAACACCACUCGGGAACGGCGAUGGACGCAAACCUCUGGAGGUCGCCCUUGUUGAGCGACCUCUGUGGGAUACGGAUAUGCCAGACAGGUACUUCUCGGAUGGCGAGUUUGAGAGGUAG